Molecule: messenger RNA, 2813 nt
Organism: Arachis duranensis
Lineage: Eukaryota; Viridiplantae; Streptophyta; Magnoliopsida; Fabales; Fabaceae
Source: RefSeq, a predicted model, not a curated record
GCAUUGGCGGGUGAAUCAAAAGGGGGAGCGAAAGAGAAAGAGAUGGUUUCCGUUUGAAAAUGGGAAGUCAUAACGGAUCAGUGACUGAGUGACACUCACUCAUAACGCGUCGGUAGCAGUGGCGCCAGAGUUGGCAGGCAGGCAUGUUGAUCAUGUAACAAAGUCUCACUCUCACAGUUUCAAACAAUGAGAAAGAGAAGUGUUUACUGUCCAGGCCCAGCAGCAUGAAUGAAUCAGUACAAGAAAUUAAAUCCCUCCAUUCAAUGCCCUCAACAACCUCCCCCACUUCCAAUUCAAUUCUCAAUUCCACCACCACCUACCUUCCCUUUCCACCUUUCUUCUCCCUCCCUCUCUUCCUUUUCAAAACCACUAACACCUUCCUUUUUCUGCUUUCUUUCAUUCAAUUCAUUUCUCCAGCCUUUGCUCUUCAAUAGAUUCCUUUUUCUUUGUUAUUACUAUUUGAGGCCCACUCUCUCCUCUCAACCCUCAUUCAUUUCAGCGUAGAUCUCUCUCUAUUUAUUUAUUUAACUUUCUUGCUGAAAUUGACAUUUACGUGAAGCACAAUCAUGGAACCCUGAAAAUCAUACCAGCUAGAAUAGAAUGCGACGGUUUCCUACAAUAGUCAACAAUUUAUGAUGACUGAGUUUCAUCAUCAACAUUCAUUUGAAAAAGACGGUGACGCAGAUCAAUAUGCUGCUCCCACCCCGGAUUCUACUACUCUUCAUGCAAGACACAAGCGCUCUAAGAGGUCUUUUUGUGUUGCUUCUGACAAGAACCUGAAGAUCUCAAGAGGUGGAUUUUUGCAUCCCCGGGAGAAGGAUCAGAAUGAUACUCUUUUAUCGCCCCCUUCAGUGAGAGCUUCUAGAUUACAAAGUCCUUUGCAUGAUAACCUCACUUGUACAAACAAGAGUACCGUUUCAAGUCAUAGAGCAUCGUUGGAAAAAGAUGUUGAGCAGCUACAGUUACGCUUACAGGAGGAGAAAUCUAUGCGUAUUUUGCUUGAGAGGGCAAUGGGCCGGGCCUCAAGUACUUUAUCUCCUGGACACAGGCACUUUGCUGCUCAGACAAAAGAUUUAAUUGCCGAAAUUGAAUUACUUGAAGAAGAGGUUAUGAGCCGUGAGCAGCAUGUGCUUGCUAUGUACAGGAGUAUUUUUGAACAGUGUGUUAGCCGGCCACCUUCUGAACAAAAUUCUGGUGUGACUUCACCAGCUCAUACAAGACCCGAAUCCAGGAAGCAUCCAAGUAUCAUAUCAAGUGCCUUCUGUUCAUCGAAAAACUUCCCCCUGCGACCCCUGCAAGCUCUGAUUUCUAAUAAUGAUUUAAGGAGUAGAAUCUUUGGUUCAAAUCAUGCUUCUUUAUCGAGUGGCAAAGGCCAUUCAUAUGCCAGGUUCAAGAAGUUUUCUACCAUGGACAAAACUCCAGUAUUGCGAACAUUAAAAGAUCAUCUAUAUCAGUGUCCGAGUAGGCUGUCUGAGGAGAUGGUGAGGUGCAUGGCCACUGUAUAUUGCUGGCUCCGAAGUGCAACCUCCAUAAAUGCUGAAAAUAGUAGGUCACCUUUAUUGUCAAGGUCAUCAACCAAUGCUAUACAGCCUCGACAUGGAGUAGGAGAGGAUCGAGACUGGUCUUGCAAAUCGGCAGUGGAAAUAUCUUGGAUAUCUACUCGUAAACGUCAUUCUUCUCAUGCUUCUUAUGCCAUCAACAACUACAGAAUUCUAGUUGAACAACUGGAAAAGGUGAAUGUCAGUCAAAUGGAAUGUGAUGGACAAAUUGCUUUCUGGAUCAAUGUGCAUAAUGCACUUGUGAUGCAUGCAUAUUUAGCUUAUGGAAUUCCCCAGGGCACUCUCAGGAGGUUAGCCUUGUUUCACAAGGCUUCUUACAAUAUUGGCGGUCAUAUCAUAAGUGCAAAUGCGAUAGAGCAAUCAAUAUUUUGCUUCAGAACACCCCGCAUUGGACGGUGGCUUGAGAGCAUUGUGUCCACUGCAAUGAGGAAGAAAAAUGGUGAAGAAAGACAACUUAUCAGUUCAAAAUUGGGUAUCACUGAUUCCCAACCGCUUGUCUGCUUUGCUCUUUGUACUGGAGCAUGGUCAGAUCCUUUGCUUAAGGUUUAUUCAGCAUCAAAUUUGAAAGAAGAACUGAACACGGCCAUGAGAGAGUUUCUUCAAUCAAAUGUAGUUGUGAAGAAGUCACGUAAAGUUUUUCUCCCAAAGUUGAUGGAAAGGUUCUCCAAAGAAGCAUCAAUCAGUUUAGAUGAUCUCCUUGGAUGGGUUACGAAGAAUGUUGACAAGAAGCUCCAUGAUUCAAUACAGAAGUGCCUUGAUCGUAAAUCAAAUAAAAAGUCAUCUCAGAUCAUAGAAUGGCUGCCUUACAGUUCUAGGUUCAGGUACAUGUUCACAAAGGAUCUAAUAGACAAGCCAUGGUGGGUAUGACAUCUUACUCCUCUUUAAGAGAUUCUUAUAUGCCAUGGAUCAUACAUGGUUUGAGAAAGCGAAGAAAUGAUAGUAGGUGCUUAAAGAAAAUUCAUGUACAUUUUAACAAAAUGAGAUGUUAAGUACUAGAUAAACCUACUAUUACUAUAUUUGAAAUUCAUACCUAACAAUUUGUACUAAUAAACUCUUUAAGCUUAGAUGCUGUAGAUUUGUAGAUUAGAAUAAUACACAGUAUCAUCUUGUAGGAUGGAUCAACAGAGGUAUAUUAAUGGUGGCAUGCGUGUGUGAUGAUAGAAUGGCAAAAAGAUUGUAGAUUUUUCCGCCUCCAGAAAUUUGACACGUGUUGAGAAGCACUGAAAUAUUCAAAAAUAUGAAAUACUUAGAUAA